GUUUUGGUGGGUAAUGAGUGGGUGGAGGAGGGUUUAUAACAGCCACUGCCCGCCAAAACUCCAACGGCAGUGAGUGGUGUUAGGAUUUGGUGCUUUUAAGCAACCCAAUCUCUUUCCUGUAUUUUUAUUGUGCAGGUUUUACUCAUAUGUACCAUGUUUCGUCACUACUUCUACAAUCUGACGGACGGCAGUCACGACAAACAAUCUCGGUUGCCGUGGAUCCUAUCCAAGGUUUUGGUAGGUCCUGAACUCACUGGAUGUACCAAUAUGAUUAGCUAUUCCAAUUAAUUUUCAUACUUAAAUUCAAGAAUCAUACGGUACCGCUUCAGAUGCUAAAGCGACACCUUUGGUUGGAGCCCGGCAAUCAUCGAGAGAGCGAACCAGGUGGUCACGCAAAAUCCGAAAAUGACCACGCUUUCACCCCAUAUAGCGAUUCUCAUUAUAGCCAGAAAAUUUCUUUGGAAUCCUUUCAUUCCAAUCUCUGGUACCCAUUUGCAAAAAAUUCGUGGCCUGGAGGUAACGGAGCUCAUCAAUGCUGGGGUGAAUGCAUAUGCUCUUGGCUGCACUGAUGAAGGAUUGUGGAAGGAACUCAAUGCAAUGAAAGAAUCUGGUGUUGAAAUUGAAGCACUGCAGAAUUAUGGAGGAAGCACCAGUGUCAAAUCUAAGAUUUUUGCGAAGGAGGUUGAUGAAUGUAUUCUGUGGUUGAGCAUCAUAUUCUUCACAAUCUUGUGUACACCACAACCAACUAUAGUCAGAUGGUCAUCUACACCUCCAGUAGCAGAUGAAGUACUGCUUCAGUGGAAAUGUUUUUGUGCUCUAAUUGCAAAUGCAUACUAUAUGAGGGGAAUGGCGUGGCUUCCUGUGAAGACUCUUCAGCUAGAGUAAAUGGCAGUUGUCGGACGUGCUGAGGAGCCAUCAAUUGUUGCCAGCCGAAUGCGAUUAGUGUUUAGCACCCUUGAGGUUAGAAAAUUCUUGUCACUAUAAUGAUUAGAAAUUCAUAAAAAACAAGUUUGAUUAACAAAGACAUCUAUGCUGAACUCAAAGACCCCCAUGUUUUUUCGACUUUGGGUAAAAGAGCAUUGUCUCUUUUAGUGAUAUAUUUUAUUUUAGUGAUAGUCCAUGUAUGCAUAUAUAUAUCAAGAGUUGUAUGCUGGUGGUUGUACAUGACAUAAUCACAUUUCUCUAAUCACAUUUCUCUCUGCUGUUGCUGCUC
Messenger RNA from Hevea brasiliensis (rubber tree), 1213 nucleotides. RefSeq lists its product as uncharacterized. Bases 406 to 885 code for a protein of 159 amino acids. NCBI's taxonomy places the organism in Eukaryota, Viridiplantae, Streptophyta, Magnoliopsida, Malpighiales, Euphorbiaceae. The transcript is spliced from 4 exons. The record is from RefSeq and is a predicted model, not a curated record.